AUGCUCGGCUUCCCGCAACUUGAUAUUGGGGACCUCGAUGCUGCCAACCAUGGAUGGAAAAACAUUUUGGUCGCAGCAAACGGGGCAAAUGGGUCGGACCCCGUACAGCUGAAAUUUCCUCCGGACACGCCUUUCCAGAAUUUUUUAGACUGGAGCGGGCCCAAGGUCAACGUCACCCCUGCCCGACGCGCCUUCACGGAAUCCGGAGACGAGAUUCAGGACUUCGACCAGUUACUCGAUGACGAUGUCGUUUAUAUCUCCAGAGGCGAGGAUUUCUGCAAGGGCGGGGUUGACAAAACAGCGGAUGGAGAGAUCGUUGCCAUCAAACUUAUCAACAAACGGUCAUUUAACGAGAUCACUGAUGCUGACCGUGUUUUCGUUGAGAUCCAGGCGCUGAGAGAUCUGUCUCACAAGCACGUGAUAAAGAUGAAGGACGUCGUGGAUAACCCAAAAUACAUCUGCUUCAUCAUGGAGUACGCGACGAAUGGCGAGUUACGAAAUUACGUUUCAAAAAAAACACGUCUGAAGGAAGAUGAAGCCCGGCAAUUUUUUGAGCAGAUUAUCAAGGGUGUUCACUACUGCCACUCCAAGAACAUCGUGCACCGGGAUCUAAAGCUUGAGAAUAUUUUGCUGGACGAGGGCAACCAGUGCAAAAUCGCCGAUUUUGGGCUGUCUCACUUCGUGGUAGACAGCCACGCGACCGUCACGGAGGGAGGGACGCAAGCGUACCUCGCCCCGGAAGUGUGGAAUGGCCAAUCAAAGCAUUCAAGCCCUUUCCAACUCGACGUUUGGGCACUUGGCGUGAUUCUCUUCGGCAUGACUCAUGGACGUCUCCCUUUCGAGAGGCCAGAUCGCCAUACGCUCGAAAGGUUAAGGACGGUACUAAGUCAGGACAGCUCGCCUUCCUGUACCUUCUCUUCCUCAAAACAUUCGGUUGCUUGUCCUUCAGCGGCUGAUCUCGUUGCCUGCUGCCUGCCUUUCGAUGCAUCCGCGUCCCCGGCAUUGAAGAGGACGAUAAAUGCAAUGCUUCAUCCGGACCCACGAAAAAGAAUCCGGAUCAGUGACCUCAUGAAUGAUGCGUGGCUGAGGCAGUCGCUCCCCUGGGAAGAUGCACAAGAGACUCUUCAACGCGACCUCAGUGGAAAUUGCAGCUCUGAGUGCGGAAUGUUUGUCCCUUGUUUGCGUUGCAUCCCGGUUUCUUCCAAUUCUCCAGCGAAAGUAGAUUCGUCCAAUCCGAGUCGUUCGCCCUCACAAGACGGAGGCCCCUCGUCUGAAGCUGUUCCCCCUGCAGGCACGACGAUCGAUGACGCAAUGCACGUCAAUCGUUCUGUUUUAAGAUCUUGGGAAACCCUCUCCCAGGGCACGGCGCCGACGUCUAGCAGUGGAGCCUCUCCGAAGGAUUCCUCGGCCCCCGCUGUCAAAAGACCUUCGCGAACUCGCGCCCCCGAGAGUCUCCAGUCCUCGUCAGUUCCAUCGAACCGCGGGCGGGCUCAAAUGACAGUCGAAAGUAACACUUUGCGUGUCCAUUCCGGCGCAGUUACAGUGAUACCGCCUUCUGCUCACAGCCCCGGGGCACCGCCCACUUCAUCUACGAGGCUCUCGGGGGGGACGGUUGCCGGUCGCAAGAAACUCGGAUCUCAGGGUGGAUCGGCAAAUGGAUCUGCACUAAACUUUGCUCCUCUUCCUUCGGGCAAUGCAGCGGGUUCCCACAGUUCAGCCACUGGGGCCAGGAGGCGCUCGCCGUCUGUAGGAGGGAGCGCCCGUUCACCACGGGGAAGCAGAAACCGAUAG
This is a messenger RNA of Neospora caninum, 1791 nucleotides long. Its product is annotated as putative CAM kinase, SNF1/AMK1 family ToxPK1. Gene Ontology annotation, biological process: intracellular signal transduction; protein phosphorylation. Gene Ontology annotation, molecular function: ATP binding; protein serine/threonine kinase activity. Gene Ontology annotation, cellular component: cytoplasm. The coding region runs from base 1 to 1791 and encodes 596 amino acids. The transcript has 9 exons. The record is from RefSeq and is a predicted model, not a curated record. Lineage: Eukaryota; Apicomplexa; Conoidasida; Eucoccidiorida; Sarcocystidae.